Molecule: messenger RNA, 977 nt
Organism: Myotis daubentonii (Daubenton's bat)
Lineage: Eukaryota; Metazoa; Chordata; Mammalia; Chiroptera; Vespertilionidae
Product: olfactory receptor 5P1-like
Biological process (GO): G protein-coupled receptor signaling pathway
Cellular component (GO): membrane
Molecular function (GO): olfactory receptor activity; G protein-coupled receptor activity
Source: RefSeq, a predicted model, not a curated record
AUGAAUAUUCACAUUUCCCUCAACAGGAAUAAUUCACAGAGGACAUGGAGGUUGGAAACCACACCAGUGUGACAGAGUUCAUCCUUUUGGGGUUAACGGAAGAAUCUACACUUAGUGUCAUCUUCUUUGUGAUAUUCCUAGGAAUCUAUGCUGUCACCUUAAUGGGCAAUGUCAGCAUAAUCAUGUUAAUCAGUAGCAGUCCCCAGCUUCAUACCCCAAUGUACCUUUUCCUCUGCCAUUUGGCCUUUGUUGACAUAUGGUUAUCCUCCUCAGUCACACCUGUCAUGCUCAUGGGCUUCCUGAGGAAAAGAAUCUCUCUCUCUGUAGCUGGCUGUGUGGCUCAACUCUGUGCUAUGGUCAAGUUUGGGACGACUGAGUGCUUUCUGCUGGCUGUCAUGGCCUAUGACCGCUAUGUGGCCAUCUGCUCCCCACUGCUCUACUCUACCCACAUGUCCCCCAGAAUCUGCAUUCUCUUAGUGGGGAUGUGCUACUUGGGUGGAUGUGUGAAUGCUUGGACAUUUACUGGCUGUUUAUUGAGUGUGUCUUUCUGUGGACCAAAUCAGGUAGAUCACUUUUUCUGUGAUUUCUCCCCUUUGUUAAAAAUUUCCUGCUCUGAUAUCUCCAUUAUUGAAAUUAUUCCUUCCAUCUCUUCUGGGUCCAUUAUUGUGGUCACAGUGUUGGUGAUAUCUCUCUCUUACAUCUGUAUCCUCAUCACCAUCCUGAAGAUGCGUUCUGCUGAAGGGCGACACAAGGCCUUCUCCACCUGUACCUCCCACCUCACCGCAGUUACUCUCUACUAUGGAACUAUUACCUUCAUUUAUGUCCUGCCCAAAUCCAGCUACUCAACUGACCAGAACAAAGUGGUGUCUCUGUUCUACACAGUGGUGAUCCCCAUGUUAAACCCUCUUAUCUACAGUCUGAGGAACAGAGAUGUGAAGGAGGCCCUGAGAAAGACAACUGUCAGAUUGUGUUCUUAG